GCAUUUACUUUUCUUUUAUUCGGUUUUUGAAAGGUUCAUUUUGUAGUUGGAGGGGAUGGACAAAAAAAUGUGCGAUUAGAGGAAAUGAGAGAGAAGCAUUCUCUCCAAGAUAGAGUCGAAAUGCUGGGUGCAGUGCCACAUUCUCGUGUGCGCUCUAUUUUGUUCUUCAAAGAAGCCUUCUGCAUAGCUAUAUUGGAGGCGGCUACUUGCAGGUUAUUAACUGUCAACACUCAUGUUGGAGGUGUCCCAGAGGCGUUCCUACCAAAUGAUAUGGUUGUACUUGCUGAACCAAAUCCAGAUGACAUGCUACGAGCAAUUGAGAAGGCAAUAUCAAUACUACCAAGUAUCAACCCCGAGGAGAUGCAUAAUCAAAUGAAGAAGCUCUACAGUUGGGAAGAUGUUGCCAAAAGAACCGAGAUUGUGUACGACCGUGCCUUGAAAUGUUCAAAUAGGAAUCUUCUAGAACGUCUAUCGCGGUACAUCAGUGUAAACCUCACCCUCUCCUUUUACUUCAAUACCAAUGAAUAUCUGAUCUUUUGUAAGUUCCUCUCGUGUGGAGCCUGGGCAGGGAAGCUAUUUUGUAUGGUUAUGAUCCUCGAUAACUUGCUUUGGCGGUUACUUCAGUACUGCAGGUAAUCUCUUAUUGCUUCACCUUCUCUAAUGCUUGUGUUUACAAAAUGUAAUAUCUCGAGAUUUAAUGGACUUUGCCUCAGCCUGAUGAAGAUAUCAAGGAGGCACCUGAUAUCUGUCUUUGCCGUCGCCAAGGCGUUUAGGUACCGAGGGUCUAAAGGAAGAAGAUAAAGUGUAUAAUGGGUG
This is a messenger RNA of Arabidopsis arenosa, 816 nucleotides long. NCBI's taxonomy places the organism in Eukaryota, Viridiplantae, Streptophyta, Magnoliopsida, Brassicales, Brassicaceae. The record is from the annotation of a GenBank genome assembly.